AUGGAGAUCCUUGACGUGGUAGUUGUUGGAGCAGGUUGGGCUGGGCUGGCUGCGGCUAAGACUCGCCAUCAGUUACACCCCGAAGAAUCUCUGGCGGUCUUCGACUCAGCUGCUACACUUGGCGGCACUUGGGCGAAACAUCGCCUUUAUACAGGCCUGAAAACCAACAACAUGUUGGGUACUUAUCAGUACCCUGAUUUCCCCAUGGACACGGAAACUUAUGGUGUCAAGCCUGGUCAGCACAUUCCUGGCCAGAUAGUGCACAGAUGCCUGGAGGCCUAUGCUCGACACUUUGAUAUAUAUGACAAGAUCCGAUUUGGUCACAAAUGA
Molecule: messenger RNA, 330 nt
Organism: Fusarium musae
Lineage: Eukaryota; Fungi; Ascomycota; Sordariomycetes; Hypocreales; Nectriaceae
Exons: 2
Coding region: 1-330 (109 amino acids)
Source: RefSeq, a predicted model, not a curated record